AUGAAAUCAUUUCCGUAUAUGAGUGGUCUAAAUCAAGAUGAAAACUUUCGUUCAACAUCUUCAACUAUAGUGGUACCUGCAUCCAAAAAGCAAACUUACCGCCAGCCACCUCCAAACGAUAAAUUUACUCGUUGUCUGUUACAUGCCGAGAAAGCUUUUAACAAACUCUCCUUACCCUGGUUUCUUGCCUUUGGUAGCGCACUAAUGUAUCAUCGCUCGAAUAAUUUCAUUUCCGAUGAUAUUGCUAUCGGUAUUUUUUAUAAUUAUUUGAAUGCAACGUGUCCCUCGUCGAAGCAAUUGAUCCCUACUUUGCGAACAUUCCGUUUUCGGUCAUUCUUUACGUAUGGCCAACUAAAUCAUGGUCAACAAUGGACAUUUCGAUGUCCGAGUUCGAAAGUUCAUUUCGAAAUAUUCAUUUUCUAUGAAGCCAACUUAAAACAACGAACAACGCAAGCGUGUGAAUGCCUUACCAAAAAUGUCGAUGAGACUUUUCUCGGAUUCAAUUAG
Messenger RNA from Adineta ricciae, 507 nucleotides. The record is from the annotation of a GenBank genome assembly. NCBI's taxonomy places the organism in Eukaryota, Metazoa, Rotifera, Eurotatoria, Adinetida, Adinetidae.